UCCUCCGGUCCCGCCCUGUCCCCGGACACGCACAAGCAGCUCUUUAUUUCCCAGCCCUGAUCCCGCCAGACCCAGCGGGGAAAGGUCACCGUAGGCAGCCCACUGCCUGCGCCCUGGGGGUGGUGAUAAUAACAGCUGUCACCGAGGUAUGGGCGGGGGGUAGAGAGAGGUGUCGGCCCCGCGCCGAGCCGGGGGCGCAAGGUGGUCGCAGUGACGCGCCAGGGAAGCGCAGAGAAGCAGCGGCGGCAGCGGCUGCGUCUUCCGAGCCCGGGGCGGCGGCCGUGGAGCGCGGAGCUGUCCGUUCAGCACCACCGCGCGGCGCCCAGCGCAGGGCGAGAGCCAGGGCACACCCGCUCUGCUCCCGCCCCGGCUCCCCCGGCGCCUGCGGCACGGUCUCCGGCCUCUCUCGGCGGGUGAGGGGCGCGCGGAUCCGGAGAGGGGGAUCCGCGAGCGGGGGGACCACGCGGCCACCUGUGAGCCUUCCGCAGCUGCGGGCGGCGGCCACGGCGUGCCCGGCCCGAGACAGGAGGAGACGCUCGGCGGCCCUCGCCUGCCAGCCCGCCGGGCGCACACAGGGGCGCACACACUCGCACCCGCGCAUGCACCGCUAGCAGGCAGCGGCCACCGCCGCGAUGCUCGCCCGUAGGUCGGGGAAGUUUCCCGCCGGCCACGGCCGCGGGCGCCCGUGCUCCCAGGUGUAGCGCCCCCGCGCGGCGCAGGCGGCCGGCGCCUCAAGCAUGACCGGCCAGAGCCUGUGGGACGUGUCUGAGGCCAACGUCGAGGACGGGGAGAUCCGCAUCAACGUGGGCGGCUUCAAGAGGAGGCUGCGCUCGCACACACUGCUGCGCUUCCCCGAGACGCGCCUGGGCCGCCUGCUGCUUUGCCACUCGCGCGAGGCCAUUCUGGAGCUCUGCGAUGACUACGACGAUGUCCAGCGGGAGUUCUACUUCGACCGCAACCCCGAGCUCUUCCCCUACGUGCUCCAUUUCUAUCACACCGGCAAGCUUCACGUCAUGGCCGAGCUGUGCGUCUUCUCCUUCAGCCAGGAGAUCGAGUACUGGGGCAUCAAUGAGUUCUUCAUUGACUCUUGCUGCAGCUACAGCUACCAUGGCCGCAAAGUGGAGCCCGAGCAGGAGAAGUGGGACGAGCAGAGUGACCAGGAGAGCACCACCUCUUCCUUCGAUGAGAUCCUUGCCUUCUACAAUGACGCCUCCAAGUUCGAUGGGCAGCCCCUCGGUAACUUCCGCAGGCAGCUGUGGCUGGCGCUGGACAACCCCGGCUACUCAGUGCUGAGCAGGGUCUUCAGCAUCCUGUCCAUUCUGGUGGUGAUGGGGUCCAUCAUCACCAUGUGCCUCAAUAGCCUGCCCGACUUCCAAAUCCCUGACAGCCAGGGUAACCCUGGCGAAGACCCUAGGUUCGAAAUUGUGGAGCACUUUGGCAUUGCCUGGUUCACGUUUGAGCUGGUGGCCAGGUUCGCUGUGGCCCCUGAUUUCCUCAAGUUCUUCAGGAAUGCCCUAAACCUUAUUGACCUCAUGUCCAUUGUCCCCUUUUACAUCACUCUGGUGGUGAACCUGGUGGUGGAGAGCACACCUACCUUAGCCAACUUGGGCAGGGUGGCCCAGGUCCUGAGACUGAUGCGGAUCUUUCGCAUCUUAAAGCUGGCCAGACACUCCACCGGCCUACGCUCCCUGGGGGCCACUUUGAAAUACAGCUACAAAGAAGUAGGGCUGCUCUUGCUCUACCUCUCCGUGGGGAUUUCCAUCUUCUCUGUUGUGGCCUACACCAUUGAAAAGGAGGAGAACGAGGGCCUGGCCACCAUCCCUGCCUGCUGGUGGUGGGCUACUGUCAGUAUGACCACAGUGGGGUAUGGUGAUGUGGUCCCCGGGACCACGGCAGGGAAGCUGACUGCCUCUGCCUGCAUCUUGGCAGGCAUCCUGGUGGUGGUCCUGCCCAUCACCUUGAUCUUCAAUAAGUUCUCCCACUUUUACCGGCGCCAAAAGCAACUUGAGAGUGCCAUGCGUAGCUGUGACUUUGGAGAUGGAAUGAAGGAGGUCCCUUCGAUCAAUUUAAGGGACUAUUAUGCCCAUAAAGUUAAAUCCCUCAUGGCAAGCCUGACGAACAUGAGCGGGAGCUCACCAAGUGAACUCAGUUUAAAUGAUUCCCUACAUUAGCCAGGGGAACUUGUCGCCCUCCACCCCACAUUGCUGAGAUGCCUCUUGUGCCGCUGGCACAGCCCAGGCACCUUGUGGUUAUGGUGUAAGGAGUAUGCCCAGCCCCAGAGGGGAGAGAUGCAUGGGAUAUGCACCCAGAUUUCUUUUACAGUAUUUAGAAUCGUUUUUAGAGGGUGGUGUGUCUGACACCAUGCCUUUGCACCUUUCCAUGAAAUGAUACUCACUGGUCUUUGCAUUGUGGACAUAAAAUGUUCACCUUUUUGCCAGAUGAGUACACCCAGAAUGCUAAUUUUUCUGUUCAUCGUGUACACUAUUCUAGUGCUUGUGGCCCAGUACUGUCUGUGAGUUGUCAUGAUCCUGUUUCUGAGGUUGUCGUUGUGAGUUCUGUACAAAAAGCGCCCACAAGUCUGUCCAGUGGAAAUGCAUCUAUGAGAUCAGCAAGGAUAUCAUGAGAUUUUGCUCACAGUCACGUGAAAACAAAAUCUCAGCUCUGUAUCCAUUGCUUUCAUUUAGUUUUAAUACCAAAACAAAGAGAAUGCAAAAUUAAGCACACUUGACCAAUGCAAGUCUGUAAGUCGUUUUUAUAAAUGAUCUGUGGUUCCAUGACUUGCAUGGGUGCACCCAUCAUCUUUAGAACAAUGUACACUGAUGUUCAUCUCAUAAAUGUCACUCUUUAGAGAAUGUUACUUAGUUAGACAUGUAGUGAAGAUGGAAAUUUUUUCCCAAGAACAGAUACGUUAGGGAGAAGGGCUUCAGCUAAAUAGUCCAAACCCCAGUGUGGGUAAGGCCCAGUCAGUGCAGGCUGAGCCCCUUGGUUGAUGGUCAAGCCUCCGUGUUUCCUAGGGUGACUGCAGAGACAUGUAUUUCUGGUCAAGGUUGCUGAACUAGGCCAUUUGACCACACUUUUCUGUGUCUAAGAUAUUAGCAUGUUUUUGAAAUAUUUAUUUUUUAAGAUGUUUAGGAGUAAGGUCAUGUUGUCUUCCUCAACUAAAAAGAAGUUCCCUGUUGUAUCGUCUCCCUGAGGUGAACAUGGUUGGGUUGCUAGCAAGGGCAGUAGCUUAAAUACUUUUGUUGCCUGCUCUGAAAGCUCAUCAAAUGAGAGCCCUUUUAUUUCCAAGCAGAAUUUACUCAGAUCAUUUUGCUUCUAGGAUAUAUAGUAUGUUGUGGAUGAUGCUGUGAUUGCCCUGGAGUUCCUGCCAUGGCAUGGAAACCUAGUGGUAUAGAAGCAUGUACUCAAAAUACAGACGUGCAUGAAGGCGGUGUGGCUUACCCAGAAUGGAAAUGCGCAGUUCUUAUGUGCAUUGCAACUGCCUUUUAUUGGGAGAGAGUGGGUAGAGACCAGGAGAAAGGAAAGAGUUGUAAAACAAAACACUGCUACUUCAUAAAAUAUCAUAAAAAAUUGUAAACUUGAAAAGCUUUAUUCCAUGUUAUUCAAGACCUUUGAGCUUAUAAACUUGUAUUGAAGGGAGAUGACUGUUUCCUCCUCCAAAA
Messenger RNA from Callithrix jacchus (white-tufted-ear marmoset), 3662 nucleotides. RefSeq names its product potassium voltage-gated channel modifier subfamily S member 2 (gene KCNS2). Gene Ontology annotation, cellular component: voltage-gated potassium channel complex; membrane. Lineage: Eukaryota; Metazoa; Chordata; Mammalia; Primates; Cebidae. Gene Ontology annotation, biological process: potassium ion transmembrane transport; action potential; protein homooligomerization. The record is from RefSeq and is a predicted model, not a curated record. Gene Ontology annotation, molecular function: protein binding; voltage-gated potassium channel activity.